Messenger RNA from Malassezia pachydermatis, 1284 nucleotides. RefSeq lists its product as hypothetical. The transcript has a single exon. The record is from RefSeq and is a predicted model, not a curated record. Gene Ontology annotation, biological process: regulation of glucose metabolic process; protein phosphorylation. Gene Ontology annotation, cellular component: mitochondrion. Gene Ontology annotation, molecular function: pyruvate dehydrogenase (acetyl-transferring) kinase activity. Lineage: Eukaryota; Fungi; Basidiomycota; Malasseziomycetes; Malasseziales; Malasseziaceae. Bases 1 to 1284 code for a protein of 427 amino acids.
AUGGUGAACAAAUGGGGCGGCAUUCCCGCACGACGAACCACGCUGCAACAGCUGAUCAUGUUUGGCCGAUCUACGCAGCGCAACCAGGCCCUCCUGAUGGAGAGUGCCAACUACUUACGUACAGAGAUGACGACACGUAUCGCGCACCGUCUACGUGAUAUGCAGACGUUGCCGUUUGUCGCGAUGUCGAAUGAACAGUUGGAUUCGAUUUAUCAAUUCUAUUGGCGCACGUUCGAGACGAUGCGUCGGAUGAGCAAGAUUGAGACGGACGAGCAGAAUGAAGAGCUGAUUCACGUUGUCACGCAACUGCUCUCGGAGCGGAAAAGCAAGCUGGAUUUGAUUGCCGGCAUUUCGCGUGAGUGCAUUAAUUUUAUGGAGCCGGCCGCAGUGAACUAUUUCCUGGCCCGCAUGCUUCGCUCGCAGGUGUCCCGUGAGGUGCUGGCAAAGCAGCACAUUGCCUUAUCCGUGAUGCAGUCGUCAGGCGUCAAGUCCACGACACCCAAUGUGAUUGGCAUGAUUAACACUUCCAUUCAUGUGGCAGAUGUGAUUCGCCGGUGCACGGAUUUCGCACGAAAGAGCUUGUCAAACACGUACGAUCUGAGCAUGGAUGAUCCACGGCUGCCGGAAGUGGUGCUUGAAGGCGAUCUCGAUGUGCAAAUGGCGUAUUUGCCCGCGCACUUGGAGUUUAUCCUCCUUGAGCUGUUCAAAGUAUCGAUGCAGUCAACUACGCAAAAGCACGGCCAAGUGCGCCAAAAAGUGCCGCCUGUGCAUGUGCGCCUCGUAUCGGGCAUCGAGAAAGGCGACAUGAUUAUUCGCAUCUCGGAUGUCGGUGGCGGUCUGCUUCUCGACAGCACAGCCUCGUCUAUGGCCUUUGAAUCCUCCAGCAACAAUGCCAUUCGCGCCCGUGGUCCUUUGCUCCUCCCAGGCAUAGCCCGUCAUCCUCAUGAUACCGAUCCUGAGCAGGACUUGGUAUGGUCGUUCCUGAACAUUGGAAAGCAGCUCGAUAUGAUGAACAUCAAGCUAGACGCGACAUCGUCUGCUACGUUAGGCAAGACUGGCAUUGACGGCGCUGUGACGCCUGAUCCAACAGCGUCGUAUCCUGGCGGUGAUGGCCUCAUGCGUCUCUCAGUGCUCAAUAUGGACUCCAAGAAUGGACUGCCGAUCGUGAAGUUGUACGCUGAGCUGUUUGGCGGUGGCUUGGACUUCCGCUCGCUCAACGGCUACGGCACCGACAUAUAUCUACGUUUGCCUAAGCUGGGUACUUCGAAAGAACUUCAUGAAUAA